This is a messenger RNA of Chenopodium quinoa (quinoa), 3754 nucleotides long. Its product is annotated as U-box domain-containing protein 35-like. The record is from RefSeq and is a predicted model, not a curated record. Gene Ontology annotation, biological process: protein phosphorylation; protein ubiquitination. The coding region runs from base 698 to 3127 and encodes 809 amino acids. NCBI's taxonomy places the organism in Eukaryota, Viridiplantae, Streptophyta, Magnoliopsida, Caryophyllales, Amaranthaceae. The transcript is spliced from 9 exons. Gene Ontology annotation, molecular function: ATP binding; ubiquitin-protein transferase activity; protein kinase activity.
UUGAAGAAUUCUCUCAUUUCUCAAAACAGAGGAGAGUGAGAGUUUUAUUUUAUUUUUAUAUUGCUAAUGUCUGAUCAUAUAAUUAUUUUUCAAUCUUCUUAUACUUUUUAUUUUUAAUUUUGAUUGUUGAGAGAGGCUUUUUCUCCAAUUUUGAUCAUAGUCAGGUUUGUAAAUUUUUCUUAAUUUCUUCAAUUUCUGGGUUUUAAGUUGGAAUUUGAUAUCUGGGUUUGUUGUAUUAAUCAUGGGUUUUGUUUAAUUUUGUUGAUUUUAUAAUACCCAUUUGCAUUUUACCAAAUUUUGAGUGAAUUUAUAUGUUGUGCAUUUAAAAGCUGAAUUUUACAGGGUUUUUGGUGAUUCCACUGUUUCCUAAAUCGUCAAUGUAAUUUGGUUAUCAGUAAUCUUGUAUUUAUAAUGACCAUUGAUUGAUUCAUGGUUGGAUUUUGGGCGCAUUUCAUGCUUUUGUUAGCUUUGAUUUCGCGCUAUAUAGUUUGCACAUUACAUGUUUGUUGAAUUGCCUGUGUGAGAAAAUGUUACAAUUUGAGCUAUCAAGCUAAAAGUUACCAUGUUAUGUAAUAUUUAUGCAGUAUUUGAAUAUAGUGUGAACCCAAAUACUCUAGGUGUAUGGAUUCAACUGAAAUCUUUUGGUUGCUUGCAGGGUUUUUGUUUGGUAAAUUAGGCUCAAAUAGAGCACGAAAAUAUGGAUAAAGGAAAAGGAUCGUCUUGUUCACGUGUGAUUGCGAUAGCCUUGAAUGGGGGUGCUAAAAGCAAAUAUAUAGUACGAUGGGCAAUGGAGAAAUUUAUUCCUGAAGGAAAUGUUGCAUUCAAGUUGUUCCAUGUAUUCCCUAAGAUAACUGGUGUACCUACACCAAUGGGGAAUUUGAUCCCUCUUCCACAAGUGCGAGAUGAUGUAGCAGUCGCUUACAAAAAGGAAAUAGAGUGGCAAAGAACGGAGAUGAUUCUGCCUUUCCAAAGGUUGCUCAAUUCUAAAAAGGUUCAAGCUGAACUUGUCUUGAUUGAAUCAGAAGAUGUUGCAAUUGGAAUAGCAACGGAGAUUACUCGACAUGGAAUCAAGGAACUUGUCAUAGGGGCAUCUUCUAAUGGCUUGUUUGCAAGGAGAGUCAAAGGACAAUUACUGUCAUCUGUGGUGUCAGAUUGUGCUCCAAAAUUCUGCACAGUCUAUGUUGUUUCAAAAGGAAAACUAGAGGCUCUGCGUCCAUCAAAUACGGAAACGAAUGGGAACAUUGUAGAACAUGAAAGCACUGCAACUAAUUCUACCAACAGUUCAUCAAGAUACACAAACAGCACAUUUGACCCUGGAUCGACCUAUUCAGAGUCUCCUUCUUCCUCUCCUAUUGGGUCGCUCAAGCACCCUGAUUCUCUUUCCUGUGUGAAAAAUGGAUAUAAUAAUUCAGGGACAUCUUCAGCAGAACUUGCCAGUUUUCAAUCUGCUAAUACAAGGAAUGUAGAUGAUGCUUCGAUUGCAUGUGUUGGAACACUUACAAGUCAAAGAUCUACUUUCAAAACUGUUGAAGCUGAUAGUGAGUCCUGGAUCACAGAACAAGCUUCCACCAGGAUAUCUAGUUCUUGCUAUGUUCAAGCAUCUGCCUCAAGAUCCCUACCAGCUUCAUCUGUAACGCAGGGGAAUGUCAAUUUAGAGCUUGAGAAGAUGAAAAUUGAAUUGCGUCACAUACGAGGAAUGUAUUCUAUAGCUCAAACUGAAGCAAUAGAUGCUACACGGAGGCUAGGUGAUCUAAGCAAGCUACGGAAAGAGGAAGCAAUGAAGCUCAAGGAGAUAAAUGAAAAGGAGGAGAAAGCCAAAGAGUUGGCAAAAGUAGAAAAGGAAAAAUUUGAAGCUGCAAAAAGGGAAGCUGAUUAUGCUAGGGAACGUGCUCAUAGAGAGGUUAUGCAGAGGAGAGAAGCAGAGCAUAAGGCUGCUCAGGAUGUCAAGGAAAGAGAAAAGCUUAAAAAUGUGCUUGGAGACCCUGUGUACCAUUACCAGAAAUUCUCAUGGGAAGAGAUAGUAUCUGCUACCAACUCAUUCGAUGAAAAACUUAAAAUUGGAGAGGGGUCAUAUGGAUCUGUGUAUAAAUGCAAGUUGCAUUACUCAACAGUGGCCAUAAAAGUACUCCACUCUAAGGAGGGCGCCGACAGCAAGCAAUUUCACCAGGAGUUGGAGAUCUUGAGUAGAAUCCGUCAUCCUCAUCUGCUGCUGCUGCUUGGGGCAUGUCCAGAACAGGGUUGCCUAGUAUAUGAAUACAUGGAAAAUGGAAGUUUGGAAGAUCGGUUGUUGCGAAAAAAUGACACUCCUCCCAUACCAUGGUAUGAGAGGUUUAGAAUAGCAUGGGAGGUCGCAACUGCCCUUGCAUUUCUUCACAACAACAAGCCAAAAGCAAUCAUUCACCGUGACCUAAAACCAGCUAACAUCUUGCUCGAUCAGAAUUUGGUAAGCAAGAUUGGUGAUGCUGGUCUCUGUACAAUGCUUAAUGUGGAUCCAUCCUCCCUUUCUACGUUGACCUUGUAUAAGGAUACAAGCCCUGUAGGUACACUUUGUUACAUAGAUCCUGAGUAUCAAAGGACAGGACUUAUCUCUAUGAAAGCAGAUGUUUAUGCUUUGGGAAUGGUCAUUCUGCAGCUUUUGACAGCAAAACCUGCUGUUGGCAUAACCCAUGUGGUUGAGGAUGCCAUAAAAGGAGGCCGUUUAAUGCAAAUAUUGGAUAAAAACGCUGGAAGAUGGCCCCUGAGAGAGACAGCUGAAAUGGCUCUACUAGGAAUUCAAUGUGCUGAGCUGAGGCGUAAAGAUAGACCAGAUUUGAAAAAUAUUCUUCCUACACUUGAAAGAAUGAAAGAUAUUGCAGAAAAGGCCCGCAAUUUGGUUGCUAAGAUCCUAGUUGCACCACCAAGCCAUUUUAUCUGUCCUAUACUUAAGAAUAUCAUGGAUGACCCGUGUGUAGCCUCCGAUGGAUACACAUAUGACCGCAGAGCAAUAGAGAUGUGGCUUAAAGACAAUGACACUUCUCCAACAACAGAUUUUCCACUGUCAAACAAAAACCUCAUUCCAAACCACACUCUUUCGUAUGCAAUUUCUGAGUGGAAGUCUAAAAGAAGAAUACGUAAUGGUAAUUGUUGAUAAUUAGUGAAGAUUCUUUUGCUACAAUUUUGUAGAUGCCCUGCCUGCACAGAUUGUAACCUUCAUAUUGAUUUUAUCAACUAUGAUUGUUUGCUGUGAUAUUUCAGCAACGAAAUGGUCAUUGUACAGUAGCCAGUCGCUCCUUUGUAAUUGAAAUCUGAUUCCUAGAACUUCUUAUACAUAAUCCGGUAGAUGUUUAAACCCUUUAUCUUUGUGGGAACUGGGGGGUACUUUUUUUUUUAAUCCCAUGACCAAGCACAAAGGUUGUAGAAUAUGCUGUACAUCUAAUACGAAGUAUAUUUUUUAUAUGAAAGAGGAAUGAAUUGAAAUAGUACUCUUCAUAUUAAGCUCUGCUGCAAAUGGUGAUGAAUAUAAGGCAGGGCACACUGCACCACAGCCGAAGUUGGACUGGGAUACUUGAUCGACCUCAGGAGAAUCCUCUAAGCAAUGAGACCUCCAUGCUAGACAACUGUAUAUGUGCCACCACCCCCUCUGAUAACAUUGAUAUGAGUAUGGCUUGUUUUUGUAAGAAAAUUUUCAAUCAUCCCUUGCUUAAUUUGUAAGGUUUGAUUUUCUGAAUUCUAAUAUUCAUAUUGUGGGUGAUGAUCAAUUCCCAAGCCCUCCUAG